Molecule: messenger RNA, 1592 nt
Organism: Anopheles nili
Lineage: Eukaryota; Metazoa; Arthropoda; Insecta; Diptera; Culicidae
Product: forkhead box protein P4-like
Exons: 5
Coding region: 213-1592 (459 amino acids)
Biological process (GO): regulation of transcription by RNA polymerase II
Cellular component (GO): nucleus
Molecular function (GO): RNA polymerase II cis-regulatory region sequence-specific DNA binding; DNA-binding transcription factor activity, RNA polymerase II-specific
Source: RefSeq, a predicted model, not a curated record
UCCCUCUCACUCUCUCUCUCUCUUCAGACGAAACGGGGCGUGGGUCAGCUUCGUCACGUGCAGGUUCUGCAGCUAUCCAUCCCCUGUUUGGAGGUGGUGCCUGUCGUUGGCCAGGCUGCGAGCGGGUGUUCGAUGAGUUCGACGACUUCUACAGCCACCUGCACUCGGAUCACAUCAACGGUGACUACUCAGCCGCCCAGGCUCGCAUCCAGAUGGAGGUUGUGUGCCAGCUACACCUGCAGCUGCAGAAGGAGCGAGACCGGCUGCAGGCGAUGAUACUGCAUCUGAACAAGAAGAACGAGAUGCUUCGUACACCGGCGGCCCUAUUUGGGGGUACGUUUUUGGCCCAGUUGCCAGCUAUCGCUCCACCUCCAACAUCGACAGCUGCCGCGGCUGCAGCGGCUGCGGCGGCGGCGGCAGCUGCUGCUGCUGCAGCUUCAGCCUCCUCACAGGCUGCUCCACCCACUGGCCCGUUCGAUCUGAUCGCAGGGCUUCGCUUUCCGGCUGAUCUGGCCGCAGACAUGGUGCAGGGUGCUUUUGGGGGUCGACUACCCCAUCAGCAUCAUGUCCCUGCAGUUGGCUCCUCUACUGCUGCUCAUCACCAUCACCACAAUCAGCAACAACAGCAGCAGCAGCAACAUCACCUACAGCAACAACCGUCGCUGCAUUCGCCUCCAGGUGCGGGGUCACAGGGACAAGGUGCUACGGGGGGCUCCACCGGUUCGACGGCGCCAUCCAAAGCUUCUAAGGGUGGAGGAGGAGCCGUACGACCGAAGUACUUCUCACCGCAGGACAGCGAUGAGCUCAACUACCCGGAUGUCCAGGACGAUGUCCACAAGAACCGGGAGUUCUACCGCAGCCAUGACGUUCGUCCACCGUUCACGUAUGCAUCACUCAUCCGUCAAUCCAUCAUCGAGUCACCUGAGAAGCAGCUGACGCUGAACGAGAUCUACAAUUGGUUCCAGAACACGUUCUGCUACUUUCGGCGUAAUGCGGCCACCUGGAAGAACGCCGUCCGGCACAACCUGUCGCUGCAUAAGUGCUUCAUGCGCGUGGAGAACAUUAAGGGCGCGGUCUGGACGGUGAACGAGGCCGAGUUCUGCAAACGUCGCCCGCAGAAGCUCGGCAUCAUGCAGUUCAAGUUCCAGCAACAGCAGCAGCAUCAACACCAUCCACCGUCACAGGGUGCGGGCUCGACGUCUGGACAUCCGGGCAAGAAGAAGCAACCGUCACCGGCGGCUGCAUCGUCGGCUACUUCCGUCCCGGCGGCUGCCAACCUUGGUCUCGCGCAGUCACAGUCUUCGCCGGCUUCUCCUCAGCACCAGACGUCCCACCAGCUUCCAGGUUCGCCGAGGGCUCAGGGUAGUCUAGGAGGUGCUGUUGUCGGCACGCUUAAGCCACCGCCACCGCCAUUCUUCUAUAAACGGUUCGUUUACAUCCUUUUCCAGGUCCCAACUUCCCAAUCUCCCUUACAUCCUUUCCAUUCGCACUCCUGCGUGAGGAGCGUGUCUAUUUUGUUUGCUAUUCGAUCUGACAUCGAUGUCGACCCGCAGGGAUUCUGCAGAAGGGUUUCUAACAGAGGAGGCUACUAA